AUGCUGAAAAAACUCGGUAGAACUUUGAAAGGUAAACAACGGCCAAGACCAAGACCAACCCUUCUACCUCCUCCUCCGCCACCACCUCCACCACCACCACCUCCUCCUCCUCCUCCUCCUCCUCCUCCUCCUCCAUCACCACCACCACAACAACCACCUCCUCCUCCACCUCCACCUCCUCCUCCUCCAAAGAAACCAACAAAUACUCCUUUUCUCUUCCCUCAAGUCCACUCCACAGUUCUCCCAGACCCUUCAAACUUCUUCUCUCCAAACCUUCUCUCGUCACCACUCCCUACAAACUCUUUCUUCCAAAACUUUGUUCUAAAAAAUGGAGACACGCCUGAGUAUAUUCACCCUUACCUCAUCAAAUCCUCAAACUCCUCCCUCUCCCUCUCCUACCCUUCUUGCAACUCCAACUCUUCUUUCAUGACCCAAAUCUUCAACCCUGAUAUCACCAUUUCCGCCUCCACAAAAACCAACCAAGAUUCACAUCAAAACCAUCUGAUCUCCUCCUUUAGUGAUCUCAGUGUCACUUUGGACAUUCCCUCGUCUAACCUACGGUUCUUCCUUGUAAGAGGAAGCCCUUUCGUGACAGCUUCGGUGACCAGCCACACGCCAAUUUCCAUCACCACCAUUCAUUCCAUCCUUUCAUUCUCGUCAAAUAACUCCCUAACCAAGCACACCUUGAAGCUCAGCAAUGGACAAACAUGGCUCAUAUACACAUCCUCCCCUAGCACAUUCAAUCAUAGCCUUUCUGAAAUUACGUCAGAGGGCUAUUCCGGCAUAAUAAGGAUGGCAGUAUUGCCUGAUUCUGAUCCUAAGUACGAGGUAAUCCUCAACCGGUUCUGUUCUUGUUACCCUACUUCUGGUGAUGCAACAUUCACAAAACCAUUCUGCGUCGAAUAUAAGUGGGAGAAGAAAGGUUGGGGAGAGUUGUUAAUCCUUGCUCAUCCAGUUCAUCUUCAACUUUUAGCUACAACUGAUGAGUGUGAUGUAACGGUGCUUCAUGAUUUGAAGUAUAGAAGCAUCGAUGGCGAGCUCGUUGGUGUUGUUGGAGACUCAUGGCAAUUGAAAACUCAUCCUGUUUCUGUUACAUGGCAUUCAACAAAAGGUAUCAAUGAAGAAUUCCAUGAGGAAAUUUGCUCAGCACUUUCUGACGACGUAGAUGCUUUAAGUCCCUUAGGAACAGCCACAACAACAUCAUGCUAUUUUUAUGGAAAAUCGAUAGCAAGAGCAGCAAGGUUGGCGUUGAUAGCUGAAGAAGUGAAUGACCGUGAUUCCAUACCAGCUAUCAAGAUGUUCUUAAAAGAGACGAUCGAGCCGUGGUUGAACGGAACUUUUAAAGGAAAUAGUUUUCUCUAUGAUGGUAAAUGGGGAGGAAUUGUUACGAAACAAGGUUCUACUGAUUCCGGUGCAGAUUUUGGAUUUGGUAUUUAUAACGAUCAUCAUUAUCAUUUGGGAUACUUUCUCUACGGAAUCGCAGUGCUUGCUAAGAUUGAUCCAGCUUGGGGAAGGAAAUAUAAACCUCAAGCCUAUUCACUCAUGGCAGAUUUCAUGAACUUAGGAAGAAAAUCAUCAUCAAACUCAAAUUAUACGCGUUUAAGAUGUUUCGAUCUGUACAAGUUUCAUUCUUGGGCUGGAGGGUUAAUCGAAUUUGCAGACGGAAGAAAUCAAGAGAGUACUAGUGAAGCUGUGAAUGCAUACUAUGCUGCAGCGUUGAUGGGAAUGGCGUACGGUGACACGCAACUCAUCGCAACUGGAUCAACACUUGCAGCGCUCGAAAUCCAUGGCGCUCAAAUGUGGUGGCAUGUAAAAGGAGGAGACAAACUCUAUGUUGAAGAAUUUUCCAAAGAGAACAAAGUGGUGAGUGUUGUUUGGUCUAAUAAGAGAGAUAGUGGACUAUGGUUUGCACCUUCUCAAUGGAGAGAAUGUAGGCUUGGUAUUCAGGUUUUACCGUUGUUGCCGAUUACGGAGGCGUUGUUCUCAGAUGUUGGUUAUGUGAAGGAGCUUGUGGAGUGGACUUUGCCAAAUUUGAAUAGGAAAGGUGUUGGAGAAGGGUGGAAAGGUUUUAUGUAUGCUAUGGAAGGGAUUUAUGAUAAAGAAAGUGCAUUGGUAAAGGUUAGAGGAUUGAAAGGCUUUGAUGAUGGUAACUCAAUGAGUAAUUUGUUGUGGUGGAUUCAUAGUAGAGGUUAUGGUGAGGAAGAGGAAUUUGACUAUGGCAAACAUUGCUGGUUUGGCCAUUACUGUCAUUGA
Molecule: messenger RNA, 2253 nt
Organism: Vicia faba (fava bean)
Lineage: Eukaryota; Viridiplantae; Streptophyta; Magnoliopsida; Fabales; Fabaceae
Source: the annotation of a GenBank genome assembly